Molecule: messenger RNA, 3055 nt
Organism: Lactuca virosa
Lineage: Eukaryota; Viridiplantae; Streptophyta; Magnoliopsida; Asterales; Asteraceae
Source: the annotation of a GenBank genome assembly
CCUUAGAUCAAAACAAUCACUACAACAACAUCAAUAUACCUCAUAAAUCCUAUAAGAAUGGGGUAUGAGCAGUCAGUAGAUGUAAGUAGUCAUGUCUAUAAGAACAAUUGCAUCACAUAUGACCUCCGAUAUGGGCGUUACAAGAACAUCCAAAUGGAAAACAAGAGGUAGUAAGUAAAAAUGUGUAGAAAAAUAAAAAUAUUAGUACAUCAUAAUACAAGCAUAUGAGUCCGAGAACCUACAAAUGAGCUCAGACAUGGAAAGAGUAAGUUAAAGUAAUUAGUAAAAGAUAAAGGAGAAAGAAAAUCAUAAUGCACAUAUAUGAGUAUAAGAGCAGGAACAUUUAUAACAAUAAAGAUAAAAAAAAUUAGCACACAACAAGGGGCUAGGCUACUAUCCGAGGUCAUUUCCUUGGAAAGAGCAAUAUCUGUUGUGUAUAGUUUCAUACUAUCCUACCAAUUCCUUACAUGAUGUCCUAUCCUCCUCUUACUAUCAAACAUUAUUGACUAUAUCAGCAUUACCAUCGUCGAUGGCAGCCCCAUUUGGACAUGUCAAUGCCACCUCAAUCAUCAUUUCCUUAAUUUUAUGCUCCUUACUCCUAACAAAUUUCUUAUUGUCGCAUUUUGGUAUUCUAUCUAACAAAGUUCAGCAAGUUCACCUUAAUAUCCUCAUUUCAGCUACUUCUAUUUUUCUGUCGUGCUACUUUUUGUCCGCCAACAUUAAUUCAGAUCAUACAUCAUGAUAGACCUAAUAGUUUCUCUGUAAAACUUCCCUUUCAGAGGGUGUUUGAGAUUACUUUAAAAACGACCUUUGGACUUUUCAUUUUUCCAAAAAGUAAAAAAAAGUUGAGAAGUUCAAAAGUUCAAAAAAAAGUUCAAAGGAAAAAAAUUGGAUUCUAAAAAUCACGAAAUGGUGACUUUUUAACCUCCUAAAAACAACUUGUCUUUUGUUCGUCCAAACACAUUUUAAACCAUUAGUUUUGAAAAAAAAAAUUACAAAAAAGACUUUAAAGCUAAAAAAAUAAUCUCAAACACCCCCCUCAGUUUCAACAAGACAUUCCCUCUUACAAGACUCGCACAUCAUCCUCCAUUUUUGCCUACUUGUAUAUGCGAUGAGUGACAUCUAGGUAACUCUACAAGUACUCUCUGCCUUAUGUAUCAUAAGGCCCACAUAUUUGAAGCUCUCAUUCGAUAGAAUAGUUUGACCCCCUAUACUUAAAUCAAAACAAUCUAUUACCGCAAUUACAAAAUGAUUGGAAAAUUACAAAUUUUGGCCCAAUGUGUACUAUUCAAAUUCAUAAAAUUCCCUAUUUCGCUUUAUUAAAGAAAUUAAUGCCAUUGUUUUAUUAUGAUCUACUUUCAUUUCAGCAUCUUACAUAACUCAACUCAAUUAAAUGACAAAUAUACCUCCAAUUUUGUCCAACUAUAUCUCUCUACCCCCCACCUUAAAAUUACCUCCAAUUUUGUCCAAAACCAAGGGUAGUCAUAGAAACCCAUAAAGCUAGCUAGCUGAUGUCCCCCACAUCCAUUUCUCAUCUGAUUCUUACACUUUCGUUAGUUUCUUUUUAUACUUCUAAGGGAGUUGUAACCUGUGAAUCUUGAAUUACACAUUCAAAAGCUCUUACAUUUCUCUCUCUAAAACUUCAGGAGGGAGAGAGAGAGAGAGAGAGAGAGAGAGAAUGGCAGCGUGCACAAUUUACACAGUCCAAGCUCUCAACACAACAUGCUCGAUCUCAACACCCACAAAAACCCACCUGGGAUUCAACCAAAAGCAGGUCUUUUUCAACAGCAAUGGAGGUAAAGGGACAAGUAGUGGCAAGAUGAGAGGUGGUGAAAUAACAUGCUCAGGGGACACAAUAGUAAUUGGACUUGCAGCUGAUUCUGGGAGUGGGAAAAGUACCUUCAUGAGAAGGUUGACCAGUGUUUUUGGUGGUGCAGCUUCCCCUCCAAAAGGAGGGAAUCCCGACUCAAAUACACUCAUAAGUGAUACAACUACAGUCAUAUGUCUGGAUGAUUACCAUUCUUUGGACAGAACUGGAAGGAAAGAAAAGGGAGUGACUGCACUUGAUCCACGAGCCAAUGACUUUGAUCUUAUGUAUGAACAGGUUAAGGCUCUUAAAGAUGGUGUUGCUGUUGAGAAGCCGAUUUAUAACCAUGUUACUGGUCUUUUGGAUCCUCCUGAACUCAUCAAAUCCCCUAAGAUUCUUGUCAUUGAAGGUCUUCACCCAAUGUAUGAUCAGAGAGUUAGAGAUCUCCUAGACUUCAGUAUCUACUUGGACAUCAGUAACGAAGUUAAAUUCGCCUGGAAAAUUCAGAGAGACAUGGCAGAGAGAGGACACAGUCUUGAAAGCAUUAAAGCUAGUAUCGAGGCUAGAAAACCAGAUUUUGAUGCUUAUAUUGAUCCUCAAAAGCAAUAUGCAGACGCGGUUAUUGAAGUGUUGCCUACACGUCUGAUUCCAGAUGACAACGAGGGAAAAGUGUUGAGAGUGAAGCUGAUCAUGAAGGAAGGAGUUCCAUACUUCAAUCCUGUGUACUUAUUCGACGAAGGUUCCACCAUCUCAUGGAUCCCAUGCGGGAGGAAGCUCACUUGCUCGUAUCCUGGCAUCAGCUUCUCAUAUGGCCCAGACGCUUACUUUGGGCAUGAGGUUUCUGUGUUGGAGAUGGAUGGGCAGUUUGAUAGACUAGAUGAACUCAUCUAUGUUGAAAGCCAUUUGAGUAACAUCUCAACGAAAUUCUAUGGUGAAAUCACACAACAAAUGUUGAAGCAUGCUGAUUUCCCGGGUAGCAAUAAUGGCACUGGUCUCUUUCAAACCAUUGUAGGGUUGAAGAUCCGGGACUUGUUUGAACAAAUUGCAGCUAAAAGGGAGUCAACUCCACUUCAAUCUACAAAAAGUUAAAUAUUAUAAACAAGCAGUUUCUGAGUGUUUCAAUCCCAUAUGUAUUUAAGUUCCAGCUGUGUAUUGGAGAUCUGUACGUAAUAUAAGGAAUCCAAUUCAUAAAUGAUAACCCUAAUUUAAGAUCCAUAAAAGCAGUAUCAUUUGCAUUUUCCUGGUGGC